GAUAUGAUAGACCAUGGUUGGUUUACUCUUUGAUAAAAGAUAAAGUCUUUUGCUUUUGUUGUGUUUUAUUCAAAAAAAGUGUGCUGCUAAACCCUCUAACAAGUGUGGGUCAAGGCUAUAGUGAUUGGCACAACAUACAUUGUAGACUUGUAGAGCAUGAAAAGAGCUUUGAUCAUAUCCUUAGCAUGGAAGCAUGGAGGGAAGCGGAAAUGAGGUUAAAAAAAAAGGUAACAAUUGAUGCUUCCCGAGAAAUAGCUAUCAAUAAAGAGAAGGAGUAUUGGAGAGCUGUUUUAAAGAGGAUUAUGAUUGUUGUCAAGACUCUUGCUACUUGCAACAUAGCUUUCCGUGGCCAUAAGGAGAAGCUUUCUGAUGAAAAUAAUGGAAAUUUCUUGAGCAUUAUUAACAUGAUUGCAGAGUUUGAUCCUAUAAUGGAAGAGCAUCUCAGGAGAAUACGGAAGAAAGAGAUCCGAAAUCAUUAUCUUGGUCAUAAUAUACAAAAUGAGAUGAUACAACUUUUGUCAAAUGAAGUAAAAAAAAAAUCCUUCAAGUUGUUCGUAGUGCAAAGUACUUCUCUGUUAUUCUUGAUUGCACACCGGAUGUUAGUCAUGAUGAGCAAAUGACACUUGUGAUUCGAUGUAUAGAUGUGUCUACAAGCCCUAUAAGAGUUGAGGAGUUUUUCAUCACAUUUGUUAAAGUCAUUGAGACAACAGGUGAAGCCCUAUUUGACGAACUUAAAAAAUUGCUUGACACUCAUGAACUUGACUUUAAUAAUGUAAGGGGACAAGGUUAUGACAAUGGCUCAAACAUGAAGGGAGAUAACAAAGGGGUACAAGCUAGGGUGUUACGAGAAUAUCCUAGAGCAUUUUAUACUCCUUGUGGUUGCCAUUCUUUAAACCUCGCCCUUUGUGAUAUGGCUAUGAGUUGUGUACAAGCAAAAACAUUUUUUGGUGUGGUGCAACGCAUCUAUAAAUUAUUUUCAGGUUCAACCAAACGAUGGGAGGUUCUGAAGAUGUACCUUAAAGAUGGUGAUGGAAAUGGUCUCACUCUUAAAUCAUGGUCAGAUACACGUUGGGAAAGUCGUGUUGCUAGUGUUAGAGCUAUAAGGUUUCAAGGGCCGCAGAUACAACAAGCAUUAGAGCACUUGACCAAAUGUAGUAACGAUCCUAGCACUGUGAGUGAUGCAAAGUCCAUAUGUGAGUAUGAAAUGAACUUUGAUUUCCUUGUUGCUAUGGUAAUCUGGUACGAGAUACUCAACAAGGUAAACAAAGUUAGCAAAGUCCUCCAACAGAAAGAUAUGAUCAUCAGUUCAGCCAUUACUCUCUUGAAAGGUCUGAUUGCAUAUUUUAAAGAUUAUAGAGAAGAUGGAUUUGAGAAAGCCAAAGUUGAAGCUGAAAAAUUGGCGAUUGAAUUAAAUAUUCAACCCCAAUUUCGUGAAACACGAGUUCGUACCAAAAAGAGGUUUUUCGAUGAAAAUGCAAUGGACGAACCGAUAAAAUCAGCAGAAAGUGCAUUCAAGUUAACUUACUUCUUGUUUGUUGUUGAUAAUGCUAUAUCUUCACUUACUACUAGAUUUGAGCAGUUUCAAAAAUAC
Molecule: messenger RNA, 1591 nt
Organism: Cuscuta epithymum
Lineage: Eukaryota; Viridiplantae; Streptophyta; Magnoliopsida; Solanales; Convolvulaceae
Source: the annotation of a GenBank genome assembly